Messenger RNA from Impatiens glandulifera, 1516 nucleotides. Its product is annotated as shewanella-like protein phosphatase 1. Gene Ontology annotation, molecular function: hydrolase activity. Bases 132 to 1322 code for a protein of 396 amino acids. The transcript has 9 exons. Lineage: Eukaryota; Viridiplantae; Streptophyta; Magnoliopsida; Ericales; Balsaminaceae. The record is from RefSeq and is a predicted model, not a curated record.
GACCACCCAAUUGUCCACGAGGACAAGGUGGGAAGAGAGAGAGAGAGAAAGAUUGAGUUCAGAAGAAGAAGAAGAAGAAGAAGAAGGCUGUUGUGGUUGUGAUUCCUGCGAAGGCCCCGAAUAAGCAAGGAAUGGGCUUUCUGUCUCUGAAUUCACUGCCUCUCCCUCCUCCUCCUUCUUCCCAGCCUCUAUCCGGCAAAUCAUUGAUACACACCGCCGCUCCGAUUCUGCAAUCCCCCGUUUCUGUCAAGCCCAUAGUAGUAAGCGGAAACCCUCCAACUUUCGUCUCAGCUCCUGGCCGUCGUAUAGUAGCCAUCGGGGAUCUUCAUGGAGAUCUUGCACAAGCCAGAAGUGCACUCGAGAUUGCUGGUGUCCUUAGCUCCGACGACCAAGACUUUUGGACUGGUGGAGACACGGUCUUGGUUCAGCUUGGGGAUAUACUUGAUCGAGGGGAAGAUGAGAUAGCAAUUUUAUCCUUGUUACGAUCAUUGGAUAUUCAGGCAAAAGCUAAUGGUGGUGCAGUUUUUCAGGUAAAUGGAAAUCAUGAGACAAUUAAUGUAGAAGGAGAUUAUAGAUAUGUGGAUCCAGGGGCAUUUGAUGAAUGCUUAUACUUUUAUGAGUACUUGAAUGAAUGUAAUCAUGACUGGGAAGAAGCUUUUAAGAGUUGGUUUAGGGUUUCAAAAGAGUUGAAGAAACAGAAGAAGACAAGCCAGAAUUAUUGGGGGGCAUGGAAUCUAGUCAAGAGGCAACAAGGAGUGAUUGCAAGGUCCGCCCUUCUAAGGCCAGGGGGUCCAUUGGCUUGUGAACUAGCAAAACAUGGUGUUGUUCUCAAAAUAGAUGAUUGGGUAUUUUGUCAUGGAGGCCUUCUUCCUCACCAUGUUGCGUAUGGGAUAGACAGGAUGAACAAUGAAGUAUCAAAGUGGAUGCGAGGUGGUGCAAGUGAGGAAGAUGAAAGACAACAAAAUCUUCCUCCUUUCAUAGCAACGAGAGGUUAUGAUAGUGUUGUUUGGAACCGUUUAUAUUCUGCAGAUGAUGAUGGAGAUGAACGACGGCUUAAUAAGAUUGAAUAUAUUCUCGAAGAAACAUUGGAAGCAGUAGGUGGUACGGCGAUGGUGGUGGGGCACACACCUCAAACAAUUGGAGCAAACUGCAAAUACAAUUGUAGCAUAUGGCGCAUUGACGUGGGAAUGUCUAGCGGAGUUCUAAACUCAAGACCGGAGGUCCUGGAAAUUAGAGGAAGGGAGGCCAGGGUGAUAAAGAGUAAAAGGGACUACUUUCAGCAUAAUAGCCAUCUUCAGGACCAAGUUGUUGAUUACUUGUAAGAUAUCAUCAGAAACAAACAACAGCUGAGGCUGAUAGUAUGUGUUUAUAUUUUUAUGCUUUGGUUUAAGUGGGUUGGGCAUUCAAAUGUUUGAGUUACAUAAGACAGAAGAAUAGUAUCUAAUUAUUUUUUUUAUCUUGUGACUCAUUAUACAAUAAUAAGCAAUAAUAAUCACCUCUACUCAAUUCUACUUUC